AACAGACUUGAUAUAAUUUUUCAAGCUACAUGUUUUUAGAUUUUGCAUCACGUAUCCUAACUUUCGAAGUCAACGGCGAUUACGUUAGCAUUCUGUGUUGGCACUGGAUUGUUGACAGCACCAACAUAACACACAUGGUUGUCAAAACUGAUGCCACUUUCAAGCCAAGAGUUUCGUUUUAAGAUUGAACAAUCAUCUUAAAAAUUCAAUGCCAUAUGAUUUAAAGAACUAAUCCCAUAUACCGAUCAUGGGCCGUUUCGAUUGAAAAGAAAUACUAUUUUCUUGGGCGUUGGCAGUGGUUUCCUUUGGCUUUAACUGUCAACUAACCUACGUCUGCUAUUUCUGCUUUGUUUUCAUUUCGUAAUAUGUAGCAGAAUAUGCUUUCCAUGCAGAAUAUUUUGCCACAUACUUAGUUUUGACUGAUUGAAAACCAUUCAAUGACCUUCUAAAAUGCUCAACAGACUAUCGUCAGUCCUCCAAAGUGCGGCGGAUGCACUUGCUCCACCACCUCCUCCAUUGGAGGACUUGAAGUAUCACUGGAAAAUGGUUAUGCGGUUUUAUGCUCAACGCACUAUUCAAAGCAAAUGCCCCAUUGAAGAGACGAACAUUCCAUCUCAUCUAGAACAGUUACUCAGGAUUUUGAUUGCUGAAGAUGCCUUGACGAAAAGCAUCAACUCUGAGGGGCCAUGCUCUGCUGCUGGGCCCUGCCUGGAGUUCUUAUUGCAGCAUCGCCUCCUUGAGCUUCUUGUGUCUCUUGCCCGAGCAGACUCCCCUCCUGGCAUGAGGAGAUAUUUGCUGGGCUACUUGCGCAGACUUGUUGGAGCCAUUUCCCCUCAUCUUUUAACUCUAGCUAGCAUCCAUCUCCCACUUCUACGCAUUGUCAUUUUGUGCAGUCAAUCAAAGGCAUCUCCAACAGAAGCAGAAGAAAUCGAAUUUUUAUUGGCUCUUUGUCAGAUAAUCCAUAGACAUCCAUACCUCUCAAUAAUAUUUAACAAAGAGACAAAACCUACUAAAAAGUCUGGAUCAAGCAGCUCUGUAAGCAGCAACAACCUAACCCAAGUAGAGUCAAAUUCAGUGACUGGAGUAACAACUCAGCAGGAGUCUGCUAUUGACAGUGGCCAGGAUUUAAGUGAUAAGGAUGAUAAGGUUGAUCAUUCUUUGGCUGAACUAAAUGGAAAGGUUGCCUCUGUCUCUAUGACAAAAAGUGAAAAUGUGGCUGAUAAAAAACAGGUGGAUAGUGGUGACUCACAUUCAGAAAUUAAAAAAGACAGCAGUGUUCCAGAGGAAGGAGGUAGCAUAUUAGAUAGUAGUAAAAGUUUUAAUAAUAAAAAAUUAAACGAUUGUUUGAAUUUAAAUGAUAUUAGAAGUGUGGAUCAAAAGUUGUCAGAAGAAAGUGGAGAGAGUGCCUCUACAAAACCUCUGAGGACAGAUAAGGAGAGCUCUGAAAAAAGUGAAAAAGAAGCUGGCCAGGUAGAUGAUGUGUUCAGUCGAACCACAUCAGGGUCUUGCACCCCCGAACCUUUCCUCCUUGAAGAUUGCCCAGAACCAGAAUUAGAGGGAAGGCUACCUCUACUUGAUGCAGUGUUGGGUUACAUAAACAGUGCAGACAGUGUCACAAAGCUUCAUGUUUGUGAAGCCUUGCUAAUGCUUGUAUCAGUGGCUGAUGAAGUAUUUGCCAGUAGCAUUGUCCGUACUUCCAACCUUGGACUUGCUAUGGCUGAGAAGUUGAUUUCUUCUUUCCAAGAGAUCCCAACUGAUAUCGACCCAGACAACCUGGAAGAUAUCCCACAAAACUGGGGACCAAAAAGCUCUCAACUUUGGCUAGAGCAGCAUGUAUUCCCUGGCAGCAGGUUGAUAGCCUCUUUUGUGUCAUGGCUGAAUUUCUGUGACCAGCUGGCUGUGGAGAGUCCAAUGGAGGUCUCUGAAUCAGUGGUUGGAGCAGUCAGAGCUCUUUUCUUUGAAAUAGAAUUGGAGUCAGAACUGCGAACUGGAGAUGCUGCAAGGCAGCAAUUGAUUUCCAAUGUUAUUUGUUUGAGUCUACGGCAUAUCACAUCAAACGUUUUUCUGUCAGAACUGAAUAUCUGGUUGAUGGGGGAAGUACCUGAGGAUACUGCUCAAAUAGAUGAGAAUUCUCUGAAACAACUUUUGUUGAACAAUUGCCUUAACCCAAAUAGCAGUCUUGGCCUCAUUUCCAUGCGACUUUUUGAGCUUUUACUUGAAAACUGUGAUGAACAUGUCUUAGAUUGCUUGGCCUUGACAUACCUCAAAGGUCGAAAAUAUUAUGAUGCUUCAUCACUGCAAGAUAAAUCGUACAUGGAAUCCUGGAGUGAUGAAGAAGAUGCCCGAGAGCGGGAUGUUGUCAAAAAUAAUCAGAGUCAGGAAUCUGGUGGUGUGUCCAGCCGAACUUUUGCUCCUAAUAAUAUCCAUAAAAUUAUUGACAGCUUUUUACAGCUUUUGCCAAGCAGCUUAAGGUCUGCUACAGACUACCAAGAAAGUGGCUAUCAUCAGUACAUUGCAGAGGCCCAGAGGCAGUACGCGUCCAAUGUUCAAACCUGUGCGCCCUUUGGAUGGGGAACAGAGGGAGCUAUCCAAGAUGAGGAAAAUAUUCCCCUUAACAAAAGUUUCAAUGAAGGCCCAUUUUUCAAUAUGAUUUUUACUAGAUUAAGGGGGUUGGCUAAUCAGCCAUAUGAAAUGAACUUGCAGUUAACAGCACUUGUGUCUCGGUUGGCUAUGCUUCCACAUCCAAACUUGCAUGAAUAUUUACUAAAUCCUCUGCUUCCAAUGGUCCCUGGUACAACGACUCUGUAUUCUACUCUUCAAAUGGUUGCACGAGAUAUGCAAACAGCUAUAGCCUCUGUCCCAAACAGUAAAAAAAUGCUUGUGAGAACUCGUCAGGAGCUUUUGGGAGAUGUAUCGUACCACCGAGAGUUUCCAAGUGAGACUUGUUGUUUAUUUGAAAGUGUGGUAGUCCUCGAAGAAUUUUGUAAAGAAUUAGCUGCUAUCGCCUAUGUGAAAUACCAUCACUCUUCUUGAGUGCACGAUCCGCCCGCUGCGCCGUCUCCCAACUGCCCUGCUUGUGUGGAGAUAAUGAGGAUGCAGCAGCGGGUGGAGGCCAACAAGGAGGAGGGGGAAGAGGAGGAGGAGGAGGAGGAAGACGAAGAGGAACUGGAGACGGACCACUUGGAAGAAUGGCGGCCCGACAUUCCGCAAACACGGAACCGUGCUGAGCCUUUGCCCAUUCCCACUUUGCCUGUCAGUGCCGUGGGACCCCAUGGCACCGGCAUUCGGGGGCAGAUGUACAGGGCCUGCUGCAGUGCACACCACGACGCCUGUGUUUGCUCCUGACAUUUUAAAGUUACUGUUAACUCGUUUUUAGUUUUCUGUUUUCUUGUUGCUACGUGAAUAGCUUUGUUGGUUCAGACAUCCUGUAGACUGGCUAAUUUUAAUUUUGUUUUUUUGUUUUUUAAUUUAAUGGUCCAUUGUUUGAGAUGUUUUAUGGAUUGUUUUUCAAAUGCAAUUUUGACUGUACAAUGAGUGUGAUACUUAAGUAUACUUAAAGUGUUUGCUUAUCGGGUUGGUUGAAACUAGUGUCAAAACCAUGAUUAUUAUAUAGAAAAUGCACAUCCAUUCUCAGUUAUGAAUGUAACUUUAUGAAUCAUACUUAGUUAGGACUUGUUUGUUUGUCAUUGACCUUCUUACAUUAUACUUCCGAUAAACCUUUGCUGAUUAAUGGCAUUCCCUGUGAUUGUAUUGUUUUUUGUAGUGAAUAAUUGCAGCUACAGUCUUUUCAGUAUUGUGAUUUGAAUAACUAGUCAUUUUUAUGGGUGUGCUGUUGAGUGAGACCAUUGCUUCUAAUAAAAUAGUGAAGGACUAUUGUUACAAGUUA
Molecule: messenger RNA, 3886 nt
Organism: Thrips palmi
Lineage: Eukaryota; Metazoa; Arthropoda; Insecta; Thysanoptera; Thripidae
Product: protein FAM160B1-like
Exons: 14
Coding region: 451-3033 (860 amino acids)
Source: RefSeq, a predicted model, not a curated record